Molecule: messenger RNA, 1817 nt
Organism: Sesamum indicum (sesame)
Lineage: Eukaryota; Viridiplantae; Streptophyta; Magnoliopsida; Lamiales; Pedaliaceae
Gene: PCB2
Product: NAD(P)-binding Rossmann-fold superfamily protein
Molecular function (GO): oxidoreductase activity
Source: RefSeq, a predicted model, not a curated record
AAGAUUUCAAGAAUAGCUGCCGAGAUUAGAAUUUCUGUGAUCUUCCCACCAAAUAUCAACCAUUCAUUUGGAUUCCACUCUGAUAGAGGCGAAAAACAUAUUGUCACCAGGUAUACUAUCCUGCCGUCGUUCGCCUCAGAUUUUUGUUCAAUCUUGGAACUUUUCUUUAACACAAUGCUCUGUCUGAACCAUAAACCCAAGUUUGUCUAAGAAUUCCAUUUUCUUGAACCAAACAAAAAGAAAAAUGUCUAUUUCCACCCCCUUCAGCAGCAAUGGACUUACGUAUCAGUCAUCAAAAAGCCGCAGCUUUAAAAGGCAUUUUUCAUAUCAUUUGAUUAGCCAAGUCCAGGUAACUACAGUUCCAUAUGCUAUUCCUCUUCCUUCUGUGUAUUUGUCUAAACCCAAAAGAUUUAGUAAAGAAAGAUUUAAACUUGUGACAGCUUCAGCUACCCCAACUGUUGAAACACCCAAAAUUUCGUUCAGAGGCAAAAAUCCAAAAGAUGUUAAUGUAUUGGUUGUGGGUUCUACUGGUUAUAUUGGAAAAUUUGUAGUAAAGGAGUUAGUUAAAAGAGGGUUCAAUGUUACGGCAAUUGCAAGGGAAAGAAGUGGUAUAAGGGGCAAGAACAGUAAAGAGGAGACCUUGGAAUUGUUGAGUGGUGCGAAUGUAUGCUUUUCAGAUGUCACAAACUUGGAAUCAUUAGAGAAAAGCAUUGAGAAUCUUGGGAUGUCUGUGGAUGUUGUUGUCUCUUGUCUUGCUAGUAGGUCUGGUGGAGUAAAGGACUCAUGGCUGAUUGAUUACGAGGCCACAAAGAAUAGUCUUCUUGCUGGUAGGAAAUUUGGAGCUGCACAUUUUGUUCUGUUGUCUGCAAUUUGUGUGCAAAAGCCCCUUCUUGAAUUUCAGCGUGCAAAGUUGAAAUUCGAGGCUGAGUUGAUCGAAGAAGCCAAGAAGGAUAAAGGGUUCACUUAUAGUAUUGUUAGACCUACUGCAUUUUUCAAGAGCUUAGCAGGUCAGGUCGAGUUGGUGAAGGAUGGCAAGCCUUAUGUCAUGUUUGGAGAUGGAAAAUUGUGCGCUUGCAAGCCUAUAAGUGAGCCAGAUUUGGCUUCAUUUAUCACGGAUUGUGUGUCGAGCCAAGAAUUGAUCAAUAAGAUUCUACCGAUUGGUGGACCAGGAGAUGCAUUGACCCCAUUGGAGCAAGGGGAGAUGCUGUUUAGGCUUGCAGGGAAAGAACCUAAGUUCUUGAAAGUUCCAAUUCAAAUAAUGGAUUUUGCGAUUGGAGUUCUUGAUUUCCUUGUCAAGAUAUUCCCUUCCCUGGAAGAUGCGGCUGAGUUUGGAAAGAUAGGCAGGUAUUAUGCUGCCGAGAGUAUGUUGAUUUGGGAUCCUAAGACUGGAGAAUACGAUGCUGAGAAGACACCAAGCUAUGGUAAUGACACUUUGGAAGAAUUCUUCCAGAGGGUACUAGAAGAAGGAAUGUCUGGUCAGGAGUUGGGGGAGCAAACGAUUUUCUAACUAAAUUCUUGUACAACUUUGAGUUAGAACACCUACUCUCUCAACCAUUCUUUUUUAGUCUGAGAAGUUUCUAAGGUAUGUGGUUCACCUGAUUCUACUUAACUACGAUGAGUUUGAUAUAUAGUGAUCUUCAUUCCGAUGUCAAACGAGAAUAUGUACAUGUUAUGAAUUCUGGUUAAUUGCUUCAUAGAAGUAAAAAGAACUGUCACAAGGGUUGAAUUAAGUAGUCGUUUUAUUGAGAUCGAAACUAAAACGAAAUAAUUCUUGAGUUCAGUCGAACACAUUAUGGAAUCACAUAUACAGAAAUGAA